This is a messenger RNA of Laccaria bicolor S238N-H82, 555 nucleotides long. RefSeq lists its product as uncharacterized. The transcript has a single exon. Bases 1 to 555 code for a protein of 184 amino acids. The record is from RefSeq and is a predicted model, not a curated record. NCBI's taxonomy places the organism in Eukaryota, Fungi, Basidiomycota, Agaricomycetes, Agaricales, Hydnangiaceae.
AUGACGUUCAGUCACCCAACUCAAAACAACUUGUCACAAGCACUCAAGGAAUUAUUUGGAAUCAAAGAAUCUAAUACAGAUACCGGAGAGCCAUUGGAUUUUGGUAGUAGAGAAGGGCACCUGCAUGAGUCUCAGAGCGGCGACAAUGAAUCAGUCCACUCCCAUUCACACAAGUCUGUAGACCAAACUCGAAAGGUACAAGGAGGAGGAGGAGGAGGCGAUCCCGGAGAUUCUGACGGUGACGAUAGCAGUCAUGGUAAAGGAGGUGGAGACCCUCACAGAAAUCCCAGGAAACCGCUAACGCCUAAUCAUUCUAGAAGAAAUCCCUUUGGCGUCGCAUCGGAUGAAUCGAGAGACUCUGCCAGUAAACCACUUCUGGAGCCCCAAUCCAAUCUAAAGCUCAAGGUGGACGCUAUACCAACCUGGGAUGGGAAUCCAGAAGGUUUGAGACGAUGGCUUUUGAAGGUUAACAGUUUGGCUAAAAGGUCUCAGACAGUCUUCAAACAGUUAGGAACACUCAUUCCAACUCGACUUACAGGUUCAGCAGAGAUCUAG